CCGCCGCCGCCGCCGCUGGCCCUCCGCACCCGCCUGAGCUACGCGGUGGGCCACUUCCUGAACGACCUGUGCGCCUCGAUGUGGUUCACCUACCUGCUGGUCUACUUCCACUCCGUGCUGGGCUACAGCAGCCGCCACGCGGGGGCGCUCUUGCUGGCGGGGCAGGUGGCCGACGGCAUCUGCACCCCCCUGGUGGGCUACGAGGCCGACCAGGCCGGCGGCUGCGGGCGCUACGGCCGGAGGAAAUCCUGGCACCUGAUCGGAACUGUCAGCGUCCUCCUGUCUUUCCCGUUCAUCUUCAACCCCUGCCUGGGCUGCUCGGAGAACACCCCUGAAUGGGCUGUCCUCGUCUACUUCAUCCCCUUCGUGGUCAUUUUCCAGUUUGGCUGGGCGGCUACCCAGAUCUCUCACCUCUCGCUCAUCCCAGAACUGGUCACCAGCGACCACGAGAAAGUGGAACUCACGGCCUUCAGGUAUGCCUUUACUGUCGUAGCGAACAUCACCGUGUACGGGCUGGCGUGGCUUCUUUUGCACUUCGAGGUGGGCCGUAGAGGGGCCCCAAACCUUGGCCGACAAGAUAUCCCUGUCUUUCGGAACUUGUCCCUGAUUGUUGUGGCUGUGGGGGCCGUUUUCUCGCUGCUCUUUCAUCUCGGCACCCCGGAGAAGACUCGCCCGCCCAGCUGGGUGCCCGAACCCGAAGAGCACACCCCGCUGCUUUCUGAUAGCCAGAAAAGACCCGUUCGACCCUACCUUCUCUGGAAACACUGGCUUCUGGAACCUUCCUUCUACCAGGUGGCGAUGCUUUACAUGGCCACCCGGCUAAUGGUCAACCUGUCUCAAACCUACAUCGCCAUGUACCUCACCAACUCCCUGAUGCUCCCAAAGAAAUUCAUCGCUACCAUUCCUUUGGUGAUGUACAUCAGCGGCUUCCUCUCCUCCUUCCUGAUGAAAACUGUGAACAAGCGGGUUGGCAGGAACCUCACCUACUUCCUGGGUUUGCUGAUCAUCCUGGCAUUUGCUUCCUGGGUGGCCCUCACGGGAAACAUGGGCGUAGAGGUUUACGGGGCAGCGGUCUUACUCGGGGCCGGCUCAGCCACCAUCCUAGUGACGUCCCUCUCCAUGACAGCUGACCUCAUCGGCUCCAAUACGCACAGCGGCGCAUUCGUUUAUGGGGCCAUGAGCUUCACGGACAAAGUCGCCAAUGGGCUGGCAGUCAUGCUUAUCCAGAACCUGCAUCCUUGCCCGACUCUACUGUGCUGCCCGGGCUGCGUGGCCUUCUACCACUGGGUGAUGGUUGCCGUCACCGGCGGCAUCGCUGUGGUGGCCAGUCUUUUCCUUGCCUGCAUCAUGAUAUGGCCCAUCCGGAUCCGAUUCCAUGAUGCUUCUAUCACAGGGCUGGUCGGAUCGAGGCCGAGAGAGCCAGAGCCCUGGGAAGGAGGAGACGAUUCCAGUGUGGUCAACUGA
Molecule: messenger RNA, 1464 nt
Organism: Euleptes europaea (tarantolino)
Lineage: Eukaryota; Metazoa; Chordata; Lepidosauria; Squamata; Sphaerodactylidae
Gene: MFSD12
Product: major facilitator superfamily domain containing 12
Exons: 10
Coding region: 79-1464 (461 amino acids)
Biological process (GO): carbohydrate transport
Cellular component (GO): membrane
Molecular function (GO): symporter activity
Source: RefSeq, a predicted model, not a curated record